AUGGAUUCUUGUUUUUGCAACACUGGCGAUUUGCUAAUGGGAUCUCCAUUUGAACCUUAUGAAGAAACCGCAAUGAUGGAGGAAAAACACGCGAGUAGUUUCCGAAAACCGAAAAGUCAAGAUUCGGUGACCUAUGUCAAUUCCUCUUCGAGUUCUCUCUCGACUCUUGACCAAGAUGCCAUCACAAUUACAAACAGUGCAAGUGAUGCUUCUAUGCCCAAAGCAGGCCGUGCUUCUCCAAAGAUUAUUUGCCAACCACGGAAACACAGUACGGCGAUCGCCAAAUCGGUAGAUUCGAAACAUCCGUUUUUGAUGGGGCGGACGGCGAUGGUGCUCAAUUCGGAGCCAUCAAAACUUACAGUGCCCAGGGAGUGGUCAUGUACGCAGUUUCGAAAUGAACCUUCCCCGCUACGCAAGGAUGCCUGGUCCGAGCCGAAAGCAUCCAAUUUUCAAGUGAGAGGGAAGAACUACAUUCUAGACGGCAAAAAGUUUCCAUCCAAAGAGGCAGCCUUCCAACUAUUGGCUGUUGAUAUGGUUCAUUCAGAAGGUACCAUCCGCGAAGGCUUGUGCGGUCAUCCUAACGAGCGUGUUCAACGGGCUAUCCGACGGGAAAAGGAAACUGGAGUUUCACAGCUUCCUCCAUUUAUUUUCGCAGUCAACUUGUCAAUACCUGGGACUCAAACCUAUCAUCUCGUUUCCUAUUAUGCUGUCGAAAACAUGGAAGAAAUUGAACACCAAAAGACACCCUUUGGAAGAAUAAUGAACAAGUUCAUUUUUGGAGACUCGGAUGAAUUCCGCAAUGAAACUUUCAAGUUGAUCCCAAGAAUCAUUGAAGGAAACUACAUUGUCAGAUCAGCUGUGGGAAGCAAACCCUCCAUUAUCGGGAAGAAAAUCAAACAGUACUAUAUCUUGGGAGAGCGAUACAUGGAGGUUGUCGUUGACAUUUCGAGUGAUUCCAUUGCCCAACGAAUCGUUCGACUGGCCCUAGGCUAUUCCUCAAAGCUCGUCACUGACAUCAUGUAUGUCCUCGAAGGAAAGGACGAAGAGGAGCUGCCGGAACGGAUAUUUGGUGGGUUGCAGCUUCGAAAGAUUGAUUUGGGGAAUAGGGACGGCCAACGCAAGGUUCAGCGAUGGAAAGUGUAG
This is a messenger RNA of Cylindrotheca closterium, 1143 nucleotides long. The record is from the annotation of a GenBank genome assembly. NCBI's taxonomy places the organism in Eukaryota, Bacillariophyta, Bacillariophyceae, Bacillariales, Bacillariaceae.